This is a messenger RNA of Grosmannia clavigera kw1407, 1467 nucleotides long. Its product is annotated as nuclear and cytoplasmic polyadenylated RNA-binding protein pub1. The coding region runs from base 1 to 1467 and encodes 488 amino acids. The transcript has 5 exons. The record is from RefSeq and is a predicted model, not a curated record. Gene Ontology annotation, molecular function: RNA binding. Lineage: Eukaryota; Fungi; Ascomycota; Sordariomycetes; Ophiostomatales; Ophiostomataceae.
AUGGCUGACAACGGCCCCUCAUCUGUGCCGGGGAGCCUUCCUCCGCAGCAGAACACUGGUGGCCAAGGGUUCGACAACCAGAAUGGCCAGUCGAACUCGGCCCAUAUGCCGCCUCCCCCCCUCCACAUUCCCCAGAAUACAAACCCGAUCCCGACGGCGAUCACUUCGCCCCUGGGCGGCGGCGAUCAGAGCGGACUCAUGUCACCCACCAGUGCCGCCGCUUACGGAGGCCGGCGUUCGGCGCCUGAGCCUAACAAGCGGGCUCUUUAUGUCGGCGGCCUGGACCAGCGCGUGACCGAGGAUGUACUGCGCCAGAUCUUUGAAACUACAGGACACGUGCAGAAUGUCAAGAUCAUCCCCGACAAGAAUGCGAAGGGUUACAAUUACGGGUUUGUCGAAUAUGACGACCCUGGCGCAGCGGAACGUGCCAUGCAGAACCUGAACGGACGCAGGGUUCACCAGUCGGAGAUCCGGGUCAACUGGGCCUACCAGUCCAACACGACCAGCAAGGAGGACACUUCGGGCCACUUCCACAUCUUCGUGGGCGACCUGUCAAACGAGGUCAACGAUGAGGUUCUUACGCAGGCAUUUACGUCCUUUGGAUCGGUCUCUGAGGCCCGCGUCAUGUGGGAUAUGAAGACUGGCCGAUCGCGGGGAUAUGGCUUUGUCGCCUUCCGUGACCGUCCAGAUGCCGAGAAGGCGCUGAGCUCCAUGGAUGGCGAGUGGCUUGGGUCGCGCGCAAUCCGCUGCAACUGGGCCAAUCAGAAGGGUCAGCCGUCCAUGGCACAGCAGCAGGCCUUGCAGCAGGUUGGCAUGACGCCGACCACGCCGUUUGGCCACCACCAUUUCCCAACCCAAGGCAUCAACAGCUACGAGAUGGUGAUCAACCAGACGCCGGCGUGGCAGACGACAUGCUAUGUUGGCAAUCUGACGCCGUACACCACGCAGAAUGAUCUUGUGCCACUUUUCCAGAACUUUGGCUACGUUGUCGAAUCGCGCUUUCAGUCUGACCGGGGCUUCGCCUUCAUCAAGCUCGACAGCCACGAGAAUGCCGCCAUGGCUAUCUGCCAGCUGAACGGUUACAACGUGAACGGCCGUCCCCUGAAGUGCAGCUGGGGCAAGGACAAGACUCCGAACGCCCAGGGCUUUGACCCUUCGCAGCAAUCAUACGGUAGUCCGCAAAGUGCACAGGCACCGGGUCCGUAUCCCGGAUCGCCGACUACAUAUUUCCCUCAAUAUGGUGCACAAUACGGAAACGGCCAGCAGAGCGGCAACUACGGCGGACCCCCGACGGCGCAGUCUCCUGUCGGCUACGGUGGCCAAGCCCCGAUGGGCUAUAGUGGCCAGCACGGAUCUGGCAGCGGAUACGGCCGUGGCCAGCUGUCUCCGCAGCAGGGUUCACAACAGCAGCGAUCUCAGCCUCUGACUCAGGGCUUUGACAACAACAACAGUUUCAACGGUUAUUGA